GUAGCAUCAUAAAUGAGUCAUAGACACUGUAAUCUAGACAGCACAAGCAGGUUCAGUUACAGUUGGGAACAUGCAUCCUGCAGCAUAGUCCCCACGUCCUUCUUCAGCCACCAACCUGUGUUUAACCCACCUACACCUUGAAAGAAUUCACUUUUAUGCAGUUUUAUUUAAUCCAGCAAUGAUUGAGAAGCCCUGAGGCACCUCAGCACACUGCCCUCGGUCGGUUGGAGAUCUCACUGCACGCGGGGAGAGCAGUAUAGCAGGGCUCUCUGGCUCCUCUCAUCUCAUUCUUUGGAAGAUGGCGGACUGCGCUUCACUGUUAGACGACGAGCUCUCUUCAUUUGUCUUCAAUUACUUGACUGAAAACUCCGGCAGCCAGUAUGGGGAAGAGGAGGUCUGCUCAGAUGCUGACUUCCCUGACUUUGACCUCUCGCAGCUGGACGCCAGUGAUUUUGACUCGGUGAACUGCCUCAGUGAGCUGCAUUGGUGCGACGAGCACUCAGAUCACUCCCCUGCCUCCAUACAGUACAGCGGCGGAGACCCAGAGCUAUUCGAGGAAGAAAAUGCGGCACUGCUGGCUGCCCUCACAGACAGCCUGGACGGCAUUGUUGAGGACGGAGUCGGGGGUCUGUCUGUGUUCCCUUCGCUGGGGGACGACCCUGAGGAGGGCGAGGAGGAGGAGGAGGAGGAGGAGGAAGAUGACCUCCCUUUGGACAGUGAGCCCCUCCCUGGCUCAUUGAGCCCAGAGACAGAAGACCCAUCUCUACUCAAAAAGCUCCUGUUGUCGCCCCCUAAUGUGCCUGCGGGCCUCGAUUCGCACAAAGACGGUAGCGUGUUUCGCCAUAGCAGCAGAAGCCAGCACGUCAAACCCGUGAAGCCCCUACUCAAGAAGGACAAAUCAAGCACACAGGAGCGUAAGCCACGGCUGGCGAGGCCCUCCGGUCGUCUUUGCACUGAGCUCCACCGGCACCUCACCACCGCGCAGGAGACCGAGGACACACCUUCAGCUGACACAGAGGAAGAGGAGGAAGAGGAAGAGGACAGUGACUCAGAGGAGUCGUCCAGCAGCGAGGGCGAGAGCAUGGUCUGUGUCGAGCCACCAAAGCCUCAGUUCUCCUCGGAGAAGGAGCUGCACUCUGUAGUGGAGCUCAUCAAAUACAUGCACACGUACUGCCUGCCCAUACGCAAACAGGCCAUCUGGGAUCGCAGAGAGCGUAAGGCCAAGCCCGAGAGCUCGCAGAUCUCCCGCAGUCUUCCUGUGAACCCUCAGAAACCAUCUCCUCUGACCAAGCCGAGGGCUCCCUUCACUCGCCGCAGGGAAAUCAAAGCCCACUCGCUUCUGAAGGAUCUGCUGGAGGAUGUCAGCUCAUUUGACGUGAGCAAGCCUUACAGAAUGCACAGCCCUCCUUAUAUCCACUGCAGAGGGGCUGCGACUCGGCUCGCCACUGAACUUCAGCCCAAAGCCGAACCUAAAGACUCGGACUGCGAGAGCUCGCAGAAGGCCGCAAAGCGCCCCAAGAGCCCCGAGCCGGAAGAAGGCUCCUUCUCGGUCAGGCGUUCUCGCCGGCUGGCCUCCUUCCCCAGCCGAUUCGCUAAGAGAGUGCGUGUGAACUGCAGACGGUCGGAAGCCAGUGUUGGACAAUCGAGCGAGGAGGAGAACGCGGUCAAGCAUCCUCCCACCGAGCCUCCUUCUGAUAGCAGGCAGAGGAGCAGCUCCCACAAGACGUCUGAAGCCCAUAACCCACGCUGCAGUGACGAGAAACGCUCCUGCCUCUGUCUGCCGCUGGCGUCCAAAUCCAACGGAGACGCGCCGUAUGCCAACAAGCCCUUUGAGCAGACUCUCUCUGUGGAGCUGUGUGGCACAGCAGGCCUGACCCCCCCCACCACACCUCCUCAUAAACCAGUGGAGGACGAGCUCUUCAAACCAGAUGGAAAAGUUGAGCUCAGCACCAAGAGUUCGUGCCUGGCGCGGGCGCAUAUACGCAAGCUCCCAGAGCAGACGGAGCUGUACGCCCAGCUGCGCCGGAUGGGCCAAACGGGCGACAUGGACGCUAAGGAAGGGGCGCAACGUGCGUACGGGGACCACGAUUACUGCCUGUUGGGCCUGGGAGAGAGUUGCAAGACACUGGAGCUAGAGAGACAGGAGGAGAGGCUCCUAACCGAUCGCCAGCAAAGGACUGAGGCUGAUUCACCCGGUCCAGAGCAGACCAGUCAACCCUCACCUGUCCGGCCUCCCACCCCAGAGCUGGACGCCCAGUCCCCAGUUUCCUGUUCGCCCCCCUCUCCCGGCUGCAAACUCCCCUUCAGCGAUGAGAGCUCUGUGACAUGCCACGGCGCAGCUGAGAAAUGGAGCAAGACAAAGUGUGGACAAGAGAAUGAUGUGAACAAGUGCCAAGUGAUCUACAUUCACAACCUUCCGAGCAGCGUCACUCAGUCCAUGCUGCGUAAGCGCUUCGAGGCCUUCGGCCGUCCGGAGGACUGUAAAGUGGUCAUCAAAAACGAGGAGCGUUGUGGGGUGAUCACACUGAGACCAUCUCAGGACGGCCAGACCUCACGGCACAGGUGGGACUCACUCGGUCCGAGCGGAGGGAGCAGCAGCCAGCGGUUCGACAGGAAGCGUUACAUAGAUCUGGAUGAGGCGGGUCCCGGUCCGGUGAAGAGCAAGUAUGAUGCACUGGACUUUGACGCACUGCUGAAAGAGGCCCAGAGGAGCCUGCAUCGCUGACACGCGCCUUACCACGCCUCCAGAGUAACGCCCUGUUCGAGACUCGCCUCAGCAGCUCAACCAAGGCACUUCUUCAUGUUUACAUUUUGAACAUUGGAAUAAAAAAAUAGACCUUGUCACUCCUGAGGAUCAGAGGUCAUUGGGGAGGGAGGAUUACAAAGGAACAGAAACAGCUUUGAGACACUGGACACAAGUGCUGCUUCUCGUGUGUGUUUGAUGCCAUUCGUGAUGUUGCGAGCGGCUCGGGCUUUGUAGCAAACCGCACUCUUUUCCAUCGGUUGUUGUGACAUGCGUGUUUUUUUUUUUUUUUUUUUUUUGUACCCCUUUGUCACUCUUCUUAGACCUGCAAGGUGCUUUCACCGUUUUGUCGUACAAAUAUAUAAACAAUAACAGCUUUGUAUUAGCAAAACUUUGUGGAUGUUCAACUCUCUGUGUGUGUGUGUGUUACGAUGGAUAAAAAGUGGAUUUUAAAAAAACGACAAACAAAAAAAUCCUACCAGGUAGAGUUUACAGAUCAAGUAAUUAAGUCAAGAAAAGAGUAGUCUUUUUGUAAUUUUAGUGCUUCCUUGAUUUCAUCUAUGCACUCAAACGAGGUAGUGCUUCUUUAGUCUGGCCUCUGCCCUCCUCUGGUGUGGAAGGGGCUUUUGCUGCUGGCUGUCAGACACAACCGAGUCCAAACCCGACUGUGCUACCUUAAAACUGAAGUGUGUCAUCUUUUUUAACUUUAAAAUACUCCAAUCCCAGCCAAAAAACUGUUUAAGUAAACACAAAUCCUAAAAAAGAAUAUCAAAACAUCUUUUGAUGUUUGAGCAGCCUGACACAUCCAAUGGUGUGAGUUGAGGGGUGGAGCUUUCUGUUUGGCUGACCAAUUGGAAACCUGUUUGAAAACAGUCAUUAUGUUUGGUGCAGAGCUACACACUUCCUCUUUAAUUCUCUAGUUGCGGUUACUGUUUUACUUGUCAGAAUGCGACCCAAUCUGGAUCAGAAUCCCAAUCUGAAGGAAACGUUUUUCAAGAAUGUAAUGUAUCACAAAUGUGAUUGUAAUGCCCAUCCUAUUGGUCUA
This is a messenger RNA of Carassius carassius (crucian carp), 3788 nucleotides long. Its product is annotated as peroxisome proliferator-activated receptor gamma coactivator 1-beta-like. The transcript is spliced from 12 exons. NCBI's taxonomy places the organism in Eukaryota, Metazoa, Chordata, Actinopteri, Cypriniformes, Cyprinidae. Gene Ontology annotation, molecular function: RNA binding; transcription factor binding. Gene Ontology annotation, biological process: positive regulation of transcription by RNA polymerase II. The record is from RefSeq and is a predicted model, not a curated record. Gene Ontology annotation, cellular component: nucleus. The coding region runs from base 299 to 2725 and encodes 808 amino acids.